This is a messenger RNA of Dipodomys spectabilis (banner-tailed kangaroo rat), 1385 nucleotides long. Its product is annotated as centrosomal protein CEP57L1-like. Gene Ontology annotation, molecular function: identical protein binding; gamma-tubulin binding; microtubule binding. Lineage: Eukaryota; Metazoa; Chordata; Mammalia; Rodentia; Heteromyidae. The record is from RefSeq and is a predicted model, not a curated record. The transcript has a single exon. Gene Ontology annotation, cellular component: centrosome. Bases 146 to 1375 code for a protein of 409 amino acids.
GCUUCGGUCCAACUUCUCUUUUCUCAAGACUAAGAAAGAAUUAGCAUGACCAUCACCUUACUGAACACAGAAUCACUCUUCUCCUGAACCACGUAAGAUUUUUGCAUCAGAAUUUUUUGGACUUGUUUCAUCUUCUUUCAGAAUAAUGGAUUCUGAAUUAGUACAUAGUGUAGUUGGAAGCUAUCUUAAACCUCCAGAAAGAGUGUUUGCUCCACCAUUCACCCAGAAUGAAUCAUCUCAGAGUUGCUACCCUCUGAACUUAGAAGUUAUCUCUCCUAAAAUGCUUCAGAGUCCAAAUAGCCAAGCUCUUAUUUUAGCCUUAAAAAGUCUUCAGGAAAAGAUUCGUCGUUUAGAGCUAGAGAGAACACAAGCUGAAGAUAAGCUGAAUAUCCUCUCAAGAGAAGCAGCAGAAUACAAAAAGGCCUUGGAGAAUGAAACAAAUAAGAGAAAUCUGGCACAUCAGGAACUGAUAAAGCAGAAAAAGGAUAUAAGUAUACAAUUAAGUGCAGCCCAGUCUCGUUGUACUCUUCUAGAGAAACAACUAGAAUAUACAAAGAGAAUGGUUCUCAAUGUUGAGCGAGAAAAGACUGUGAUCCUGGAACAACAGGCCCAGCUUCAAAAGGAAAAAGAACAAGAUCAGAUGAAGCUACAUGCAAAACUUGAAAAGCUCAAUGUCUUAGAGAAAGAAUGCAUUAGAUUGACAACUACUCAAAAAACUGCUGAGGACAGGAUUAAAUAUCUAGAGGAAAAGCUUAGGGAAGAAGAACAUCAUCGUAAACUGUUUCAAGACAAAGCUUCUAAGCUUCAAACUGGGCUUGAAAUAAGUAAAAUUUUAAUGUCUUCAGUUUCAAAUUCAAAACUCUCCAAGGAAAAGAAGAAGUCAUCAAAGAAAACUUUAAAAAGAGGCCCAUCACAGCAAAUGUAUUCAAAGCUUAGAGCACCACCUUUUGUACCUGAAAAGCCGGCCAGUGCAGGCUAUUCUGUGAAUGCAGGUAUACAAACCCUUCUGCAGAUGAUGUAUCACCAUGGCCCACAUCAUCAGAAACCUGUUCAGGUGUUUGAGCCAAGACGCCUCCACAAGCCUGCCAGAACAGCUUCCCAGGGUAAAACUGUACCUUGUGGCUCAGGAAAGUCCAUUUCCAUUUGUGACAAUUUGUCCGAAAUUUUAAUGGCGAUGGAAGAUGAGCUGGACCAAAUGAAUAUGGAACGUGAACUACUGAAACAAAUGAAGGAAUCUCAAAGUCAUUCAGUCUGUGAUGAUAUAGAAUGUGAACUAGAGCAUCUAAUCAAGAAAAUGGAAAUUAAAGGAGAACAAAUCUCCAAACUGAAGAAGCAUCAAGACAGUGUAAGAAAGCUUAAGAAAAAAUUGUCUUAAUAAAAAUAUC